CUUAGGGUGACAACGUCUUUAAACCCCGCGUGGCAAUCCCUGAUGCACCGCCGUGAUGCCCAGGGAAGACAGGGCAACCUGGAAGUCCAACUACUUCCUUAAAAUAAUCCAACUUUUGGAUGAUUAUCCAAAAUGCUUCAUUGUGGGAGCAGACAAGGUGGGCUCCAAGCAGAUGCAGCAGAUCCGCAUGUCCCUCCGCGGGAAGGCCGUGGUCCUGAUGGGCAAGAACACCGUGAUGCGCAAGGCCAUCCGAGGGCAUCUGGAGAGCAACCCGGCUCUGGAGAAACUGUUGCCUCAUAUCCGAGGGAAUGUGGGGUUUGUGUUCACCAAGGAGGACCUUCCUGAGAUCAGAGACAUGCUGCUGGCCAACAAGGUGCCAGCUGCCGCCCGUGCUGGUGCCAUCGCCCCGUGUGAGGUGACUGUGCUGGCUCAGAACAUGGGCCUGGGUCCCGAGAAGACCUCCUUCUUCCAGGCUUUGGGCAUCACUAUGAAGAUCUCCAGAGGCACCAUUGAAAUCCUGAGUGACAUGCAGCUGAUCAAGACUGGAGACAAAGUGGGCGCCAGCGAAGCCACCCUGCUGAACAUGCUGAACAUCUCCCCCUUCUCCUUUGGGCUGAUCAUCCAGUAG
Echinops telfairi (small Madagascar hedgehog) is the source of this 628-nucleotide messenger RNA. Its product is annotated as 60S acidic ribosomal protein P0-like. The record is from RefSeq and is a predicted model, not a curated record. Gene Ontology annotation, cellular component: cytosolic large ribosomal subunit. Gene Ontology annotation, biological process: ribosomal large subunit assembly; cytoplasmic translation. NCBI's taxonomy places the organism in Eukaryota, Metazoa, Chordata, Mammalia, Afrosoricida, Tenrecidae. Gene Ontology annotation, molecular function: structural constituent of ribosome; large ribosomal subunit rRNA binding.